Messenger RNA from Knipowitschia caucasica, 1686 nucleotides. NCBI's taxonomy places the organism in Eukaryota, Metazoa, Chordata, Actinopteri, Gobiiformes, Gobiidae. The record is from the annotation of a GenBank genome assembly.
AUGGAGGAGCGUGCUGCCCUCUUGCGCGAGGCAAAGCGCGCAGCAAUUGUGAAGGAGCUGAGGGACCUGAGGCUCUCAGACCCCUCAGUGCCCCUCGUCUCUGAACUGGACAUUGAUCAACCCAACGACAUCCCGCUGUUGGAGUUGGAUGAGGCUGAUCCUGAGCCCCUGGUGGGAGGUGAGGGGAUGGAGGAGGAGGAGGAUCAGGCCAUCGCCGGCCCUUCCCUCUCUGGGACUUCAUACCACAUGGACCAGGAGAGGCCGGGUCCAUCUGGGGUCAAUUUCGAGGCCCGCAUCCAGAGGCUGGAGGCCCGCCUCACCAGUCUGGAGCGCUCCCACGCCCUUCUAUUAAAGAAGUGCCGGUCCCUCCAGGUUGCCCCGGCUCCUGUGGCCCCCACCUCUGCUCAGAAGGGGGAGCACGUGGACAAGCUGCAGAACGCCGACUUUCUAAUCACUGGUGGAGGAUUACAGACAGUUCCGGCUCGGGGCGCGGACCAGGCCAAAGGACCAGAACAAUGCCAAGCAGUCAGCCACUCCCUGAGGUUUUGCAGGUACAUGGCCCAGGGAGUGGCGGCUGACUGCCUGACCAGGAGCGUCAGGUUUUUGAACCGGCUGGACCACCUGCGUGGAUACCCGACGUACCUGGCCCAAAAGGGCUACAAGAGUACCACCAUCAAAAACAUGAUGACCAACGUCAUCAUGUUUUUACGCCAUGUGGGCAAGCGCUUCCCGCGCAAGACCUGCCUGAGGCCCGCUGAAGCCAAAAACAUUGAAUAUGAGCUUCAGCGGAUCCAGCGGGACAUACAGCGGGAAGUGCUUGUCCACAGGCAGAAGAUCCUUAGGAAGAAGUCAGCCGACCAGCUGGACGCCACGGACAGCGUACAUUUUUUGGCAAGGGCCAAAACUGCGAUUGGCGAAAUUCUAUGCAGAGAGGAUCCCGAUGAGGUCCAUGGCCUGGGGAUGGGCUAUAUCUUGGCUUACCUGGCCAUCGUCACAGGCCACCGGGCGGUGGUCUUCCACCACACGACAAAGGAGUCGGUACACAAUGCCGACUCCUGGAAGUCAGGAACCCGCUUCCAAGUGUUGGUGCCGGUGCUGUUGGUGCUGGUGCUGGUCGGUGGUGCUGGUGCUGGUGCGGUGCUGGUGCUGGUGCGGUUGCUGUUGGUGCCGGUGCUGUUGGUGCUGGUGCGGUUGGUGCGGUUGGUGCCGGUGCGGUUGGUGCCGGUGGUGCUGCGGUUGGUGCUGGUGCGGUUGGUGCUGGUGCUGUUGGUGCUGGUGCUGUUGGUGCUGGUGCGGUUGGUGCCGGUGCGGUUGGUGCUGGUGCUGUUGGUGCCGGUGCUGUUGGUGCCGGUGCUGUUGGUGCUGGUGCGGUUGGUGCUGGUGCGGUUGGUGCCGGUGCUGUUGGUGCUGGUGCGGUUGGUGCUGGUGCUGUUGGUGCUGGUGCUGUUGGUGCUGGUGCGGUUGGUGCCGGUGCGUGAGUCCUGGUCUGUAAAUGUUAAUGCUCUUAACACCGUCACUCCUGCUCGCCGUCAAACCGCCGCCCGGAGCCCAGAGGAGAACACGACCGGACACAUCACCGGGAACCGUGUGGGGGAGCGAGGUCAUCCGGGAGUGUGUUCUCGCCACGGUGUGUCCAGAGGAAUGACCUUGUUGUGUUCUCGAGCUCAUUCCGACUACGUUUCCUGA